Homalodisca vitripennis (glassy-winged sharpshooter) is the source of this 10253-nucleotide messenger RNA. RefSeq lists its product as uncharacterized. The record is from RefSeq and is a predicted model, not a curated record. Lineage: Eukaryota; Metazoa; Arthropoda; Insecta; Hemiptera; Cicadellidae. The transcript has 4 exons. Bases 589 to 1467 code for a protein of 292 amino acids.
CCUAGUGUUUCCUCAAUUUAGUGCAGUUUGAGUUUUAGAAACAAUUAUUAAUAGUAUCGUUUUAAGUUUCAUAAGGAUUAUCUGUUUAUUUGCUAAGUAAACAUUUUCAUUUAUGUUCUUGGCCAUAUUUUAACCUAUGUUGCUUUUAGGAUAUCAAUAAUCUACUUUGUUGCUAAGAAACGUGUAAAUAAACUUUAUUUCAAAGUUUUAACCCAAGUCUGUUGUGUUUUAUAGUUCAGUUAUUAACCUUAAGAGUCUGUUUUCUGUUGUAGGAUAAAAAUAGAAUAUUUCUAGAUGCUCUGCUCUCAGAAUAGUUAUAUUUAGCCAUUACUACAAUAAAAGCCAUAUAGAGGACAUUCCAAUGUAGUGUUUAUUUAAACAGUGUCACUAGUUUUAGUUUUGAAAAAUCAAUAGGCCUUAAAUCAUAGAUAUAUUUUCUUCUCAAGAAUUAUUAUUUAGUUAAUAAUCAAUACUUUAUAAAUGUGUUACAACUAUGUGCUAGAAACAUUGCUUAUAAACAUCUUAAAACACUAAAAAUGUAAUUUAAUUCAAUCAAACACUUGAAUUCAAAUUUCAAAUUUUAGUGUAAUGUUUGGAAUAGAUUCUUGUAACAACAUUAAAAACAUGACAUCUUAUAGUAUUGACUAUGAAAACCGAAGAUUUUCAAAAAACCAAAGGUCAAAAAUUGUUGAAAGUUUUAUAACAAACACAAUAGCAUGUUUGGGCCCAAUAGUUAUUCCUCCUUUACAUAUUUACAUCAUUUAUCAUUUCUGGAGACAGUACAGCAGACACGUUGAUAGACACUAUUGUACAUGCUCGUGCUGGGAUACAGUUUUCAAAGGAACAUACGAGUCAGGAAUAGCUUCGUAUAAACACGUCUAUUUCAACGCGACCCGGAACACAGGAAAAAUAUGGUCUCUGACUGCGCUGUGUGUGAUAGCUCUGUACGAGGCAGUGCGAAGGUUGGCUGUCUUGCUCCUCAACAACCGUCUUCGCCACUCCAUGCUGAUUCUCUUCCUUUCUUCCAUAUUUUCACAUUAUUAUUCUUGGUGGUCAUUUUUCAACUACUGGAACGACGACUUCUACUCUCAGUGGAAUCACCAACUUUUCUUUUCUCUAACGGAGUUGUUCUCAACACUAAUAGUCUUGCGAUUGGCUGAUUCUCGUGAGUCAGUCCGGCCGUUUAAAGUGCUACCAAUUGUAGCUGUGGCAGCAACGCACAUCGUAGCGUCUUCCUGGGACCAGUUCCUGGACAAUGUGGUCCGUGGUGAGGGCUCUGCCCACCAGGUUUUGAGAGAUGUCUGUUUUAUGGUGCCUGACAUCUUGCAUGUUGUGUUGCCUCUGUUGGAGCUCCUCUGCGUAUGCUCUCAUAGCCACAGCCUGCGCAGAGACUGUUUGCUGUUCUGCAUACUGCUCACUAUAGGUCUCGUCUUCAGCAUUUAUACCAACUCUGUUAAUGAUUGGUGAAAUGGUGGAAGGAUGUAUAGUAUCGUUCUAUUUUGUUUCGAAUCAGUUGCAUUCAUAAAUUAUUGUCAAUAAUACUGGUGGAAAAAAUUACUACCGCUAAGAUUUAACAAUGAAAAAACUAUGAAAAUAUAUUAGUAUACAGCUAUAACAUACACAGGCUAAUAUGGUAAUUUUUCAGAGUCAAAGUUAAACUUUUAAUAUAUGACUUAAAAGAAUAAAAAGACUCACAAAUGGACAAGAAAUAACUGUCAGUAGUCAUGUAUACACACACUAGCAAGGAAGAGGUUAUAACAAAGACUGGACUGUAUAGAUAGAUAAGGCAUAAGAAAACAUUUCAAAUUAGAAACCUGUGACUACUUAAUGGAGAAUGUAGAAAUACCACUCCUUAGUUCAGUGCCUAAGGUUGAUACUUUUGGACUGUUUCUUUUGUGAGUGUCAUAGGUAAAAACAGUCAUAGAAGAUAAUACAGUGUCUUCCUAAUGUUAAAUAGGAAAUUUUUAGGUACAUUUAUUUUUUUUCCACAUUCUAUUAAAAAAGUAACUGGACUGGCGUUGUUAUGUUGGACUUACAGCUUUGAGACCUAUAAUUUUUUAUAGUAGUUCCCUUCUGAUGCAAUGCCAUUUCCAUAAUUUGAAACAAAGUUUUGAAGUAACUUUUUUGAACAUCGUUUGUUCAACCCAUAGAAACAAACUCAUAUUGCUGUAAACAUUAUAAAAAAGUCCCUUGACAGAAAAACAGGAAAAAUAUGUUUUCCUCACUUUGCUGUAAUUUUGCUGAACUUUCUGGGUCUUUGAAUACUUAGAACUUUACACAUAGACAUGUAUACAACUAAUACACUCUUCACAGAGUACUCAUAUAAACUUUUAAUAUUAAAGUUUUGUUACAAGUUCAUCAAAGUUUUAAAAUGAAAUUGAACAAAAGUAGGCGGAAAAUGAUUAUUCCUGACAUGUUAAAAAUGCUAUGAAGAUGUUUUAGGAUGUGAAACAAUUGUUUCUUGACAGUAAUUACUGUAAUUACUGUCAAGAAACAAAUCAACAUAUUUUCAUCUAAAUACACAACUAAGAUUUAAGAAUGAGAAGGGUCUCUACCAAGCUUGUGCCUCACGUUCUGACUGUCUACAGACCAUUGAUAAACUAUCACAGGUUAGUGGGUCAUCUUGGAGCUUGGUUAAUGAAUUUUACCUGAAGAUCUAGGUAUGAGAAGGGUCUCUACCAAGCUUGCGCCUCACGUUCUUCAACAGAUCAUUGAUAAAAUAUCACAGGUUAGUGGGUCACAUUGGAGCUUGGUUAAUGAAUUUUACCUGAAGAUUUAGGAAUGAGAUGGGUCUCUACCAAGCUUGUGCCUCACGUUCUGACUGUCUACAGACCAUUGAUAAAAUAUCACAGGUUAGUGGGUCAUAUUGGAGCUUGGUUAAUGAAUUUUACCUGAAGAUUUAGGAAUGAGAUGGGUCUCUACCAAGCUUGUGCCUCACGUUCUGACUGUCUACAGACUAUUAAUAAAAUAUCACAGGUUAGUGGGUCAUCUUGGAGCUUGGUUAAUGAAUUUUACCUGAAGAUUUAGGAAUGAGAAGGGUCUCUACCAAGCUUGUGCCUCACGUUCUGACUGUCAACAGACCAUUGAUAAAAUAUCACAGGUUAGUGGGUCACAUUGGAGCUUGGUUAAUGAAUUUUACCUGAAGAUUUAGGAAUGAGAUGGGUCUCUACCAAGCUUGUGCCUCACGUUCUGACUGUCAACAGACCAUUGAUAAAUGUAUGUCAAUUUCUGACUGACAAUCAAAAAGAACUUCGAGUUCAAAAAUCUUGAGUUUUGAAAUAACAACUUGAAAUGAAUCCUGAUUUUCCGUCGAACGUCAUCAAUGGUGAUGAGUUAUGCUGCUACAGUUAUGACCAGAUACAAAGCAACAAUCAAGCCAAUGGAAGAUGGCAUUAUAUAAAAACAAGUUGUCAAGUCAAAUUAAUGCUUAUUUUCUUUUUUGAUGUGAGAGAGUUUGGGUAGUCAAUUGAGAGUUUCUUCUUCCAGGUCAGACUAUUAAUCAGGCAUUUUAUUUGGAAGUUUGAAGAAGAUUAUGCUGCAGUGUUUCUUGAAAAAAGACCUGAUUCGUGGCAGACUAGAGACUGGCUUUUCCAUCAUGACAUUGCAGCUGCACACACAGCUAUCUAUUUUACACACCUUACUUCCUGACCUAGCUCAAUAUGAUUUUUUGUAUUCCCAUGCAUGAAAAGGAACAUGAAUGAACUUAGAUUGAACAAUGUAGAUGACAUGAAGAAAAAAGUGAAGGUGCUGUCAACCAUUACCGAAGAUAAGUACAAACAUAUUUUUGAACAGUGGAAGCACCGAUUCGACAAAUGUAUAAAGUGUAAGGGAGAGUAAUUUGAAGGGGAUAAGGUAGUUAUAUAAAAAAAGUAAAAUACAUCUUUAAAAAAAUUAUUCUGGUUUUUUUGAGUACCCGCUUGUAUUGACAGAUUUAAAAUGAAUAUUAUUUAGCACUUUAUAAUAGCUGUUUAGUCAUAUCGUACAUUAGAAAUCGUGGACCACAUUUUUAUCCUUCUCGUGUUCUAAAACGGCACUCAUAUGGCUCUAUUUUCUGCUUGACAUAGUUUUAUUUAAAUAGUGUAUUAAUUAUGUACAAGUUACUUAUUUAUGUUAUGGAGUAAUAAGGUAAACACGGUGUUAUAUGAGGGUUUCACAAUUGUUAGAUAAGUUUUUACCAAUAAAAUACAUGUAAAAUACAAAUUAUUUGUUACAUUUUAUAGCUAAUUGUAUAGUUGUUCAAAGAUAUUAGGUAAAUAUAUUCUGAAACAAAUAAUUUUAACAAUACAUAAUUUUUUUAUUAAUAACAAUUACACAAUGCAAAACCAUUUUUAAAGAAAGAAAACAAUAUAUUUUUAUAUCAAAAGUACUUGCUCCAGGUGUACAAGGCAAAUGGAUUACUUGUUUUUAUAUAAAAUCCAUACUUUAAGUGAUACUUAAUUAAUUCUUAUCCAGUUACCUGUUCCACUAGGUUAGUUCCACAUUCCAGAUUCCAUUCCUUGUGCUUGUUCGAUUUGUGUGACCUGUGCUACACCCAAUUCUUGUACCUCUCGCAGUUAACCCAGUACUGAUGAUUUGUUUUCAUAAUGGGUGUUCAGUAUUUUAUUACAAUGUACGAGUAUCAUGUAUUAAUCGCUGAUCAGUAGUUGUAAGAAGGAAAAGACAAAAUUGUAGCCAUAAGGCUUCCAAGGGACCAAACUAUUCAGAAUGAUAAUUUUCUAAACAAUAAAUGUCACAACUUUAAUCGUGCACUUUAUACAGUAGGCCUAUGCUCAUUAAUUGUUAGCUUGAAAAAGCGUGUAUCUUUAUUUGAGCUGUAAGCAGGUAAUUUAAUGCUGUAGUAAAAUAUGGCUUUUAGCCUUUUUAUUGGCUUUUGUAAUUAACGCUAGAUCUGUGGAUUUAAAAAUGUUCAAAGUGGUUAAAUAUAUUUUCAGCAUUUUGGAAGUUUAUUAAAAAAAUCAACAUGCAUACUAUGUUAUACAAACGUUUAAUAUAGUUUUUCUGUACAAAUCUAGAUUACUGUUGUGUUGUAAAAUAAUGAAUGUAAAGAGUUCGUUUUGAGCUUCUUCUUCGCUGACUUCUUUUGGAUCUCUUAAGACGAACAUGACUCCAGAUUCCAAGAGUCAAGACUGUGACAGCACCAGAUUCCAGACACUGCAGUAAGAGAAAGGUGAACUGGAGCUAAACUCAACAUUUACAUUGAAUCAACCCUUCCCACCAUAGCUACAUUACGUGAAUGAAGUCAAAAUUACUUUUUACGGAAGAUUAAUGCACUUUUGUAUAACUUUGCAUCCUUAUUGUAUAAACCUACCAAUUAUUACUGUAACUCUUUUUAUAGCGUAGACACGAAAAGAAAAUAACCUUCCAAUGUUGUAAUUGGCCUGUCAAUAAAAUAUCCAUAUUAUAACCAAUAUAGCAAAUUAUUUGUGAUUUGGCGGUAAUAUUUUGUAUAUACCAAAGUAUUCUUUGUUUUAUUUUAGUAAGUACGAUCAUUCUAAUGUAUCUAGCCAGGUGAAAACUCAGUAUAUUAUGUCAUGGAAUCUCUUCUUUUGAUAGUUUUCAUGCAUCAACAUGAGAGCGUUAAUGACACAGAUCUAGGGUAAUCUGUUAGUUUUAUAAUUACAAUGACAACGCACUGUCCUCUCAUUCCAUUCGCCUAAUCAGCUAACCUCCUGUUAUUCCUAGUUCUUAGGCUUACAUGGCUGCUGUCUUAACUAAUAUCAAAGUCUUCGGGUUCACACCGAGUUGAAACAUUGCUUGUUAACGUAUGUUUAACCAAAACUAGUUUUGUACCAUGUAGUGUGAAUCAAAUGACUUUGGUGUUAGUUAACUCCAAUUAUCUCUAUGAAUACCUCGACUCUGUAUUGUUAAGGGCCUCUCUAUGUACUUUCCUUCUGUGCUCGUCGUCGUGUACUCAUGAAGCUCUGUGCCGCCACACGGGAUCUUAAAUAUUUAAGCCAUUGUUUUCUUUUUCACACUUUACUACCUUGUGUGCGAUAUUGGAACAUGUUUUAGACACGGGUAUGGCUAUUAAAUGUAUGAAUAUUUAAAACCUCCUCCAACUGUUCAUCUAUUCUCAUCCCAAGGAAAUUAACAGAACAGGUACAUGUUUAUCAAAAACCCCACAAAUACUUAAGGACCCAUGUGUAUGCACAGUGUUUCUACAGUUACAUAACAAUAAUUAUUAAAUGUUGCUCAGUGUAGUAUUAUUGUACAUUGGUUGAUGAACAGUAAUACCUCAUUUUGUGUAAAUAUUGACACAAAUAAAAAAAAAAAAAAAUUGACAACACUUUUAAUAUACAGUAGUAUUUAUGUAGAAAUUGUUUUAGCUCUACUUUAAAUUUAGUAUGAUAUAUUUUUUCUCUGUUAUAGUUGUGGUUUGCUCCCAAUUUUUUGAUAUUUAGGUAUUUUGGGUUUUUAAAUCCUCCUUUAGAUUGGCCUGUAUGUAUACUAACAAAUGUAACCAUCAAAAACUUAGUUUUGCCGUUACAAAAUAAAUAACAGAGAAAAAACAAAUAUAGAAAGUACCUACCAAUAUAGUAUUGUACAAACUUGUAAAAUAUUACCGUAUAUUGAUUCCUGUGUACAAUGGUAAUUCUAUUUUUGAUCACUAUGCAACUAAAAUGCUCCAUGGCAACCUGUCUAGCAUUCGUCCAUAAGGCUCCUUUUAUGUGACUCCUCUUGAGUCAAAAACUUUAGAUAACCGAAUUUGAAAAUUAAUCACAAACUAAUCAGUUAAACUGAAAUAACGGGAGAUACAUUAAAAUGAAGUUGGUUUACUUUUGGAUUUAGAUUUAUAACACAAAUUAUUAUUAACAAACAAUAACUUCUGGUUUUUAUUUUGAUAACAACAAAAAGUUACCAGUUUUUUUGUGCUUUUAACCAAACUGCAACUUGAUUUCGGAAAUUCAUAACUUGUAAGUAUGAAAUUCUAAAAUUUCAUACUCGUAAGUAGUACUUUUAUAAGAGGUUGGUCGUAUUAGGUUAACAAGUUUCUGAGGGAUGAAUUUUGAAGUUGCAGUUUCAUUGAAAAGUACCUAAAAAAGUAAUACCUUUUUCGCUUUUAUCAAAAUAAAAACUAGGAACCGAGAGUAGCUUCAAUGUACUCUACUACUAUUGGCCAUAGUGAGCUUUACACAUGAACAGUUCAUAAUUUGUGUCACAUGUCUACCUCUCAGUUCAUAAUUUGUGUCACGUGACUACCUCUCAGUUCAUAAUUUGUGUCAUGUGACUACCUCUCAGUUCAUAAUUUGUGUCACGUGUCUACCUCUCUGUUCAUAAUUUGUGUCACGUGACUACCUCUCAGUUCAUAAUUUGUGUCACGUGUCUACCUCUCAGUUCAUAAUUUGUGUCAUGUGACUACCUCUCAGUUCAUAAUUUGUGUCAUGUGGCUACCUCUCUGUUCAUAAUUUGUGUCAUGUGACUACCUCUCAGUUCAUAAUUUGUGUCAUGUGGCUACCUCUCAGUUCAUAAUUUGUGUCACGUGACUAUCUCUCAGUUCAUAAUUUUUGUCAUGUGGCUACCUCUCUGUUUAUAAUUAAUGGCAUGUGGUUACCUCUCAAAUCCCAUUUCAUGUAGAGAAACUGGUGGCUACAUACAAGUUUUUUUACACAGUACAGUUUUGGUCGCAUGGUACUGGUCUAGAUUAGUUUUUAAGUUAUUGGGCUUAUUUUUUGAGAGCCACAAGCAUAUUUUUUUAUAAGUCUUAUCUUAAUGAAACAGUGAAUGUUUUAACUGGCCGAAUACAGGAUUACUCAUGUAGGUGUCCUAUCAGAGCAACCUAUCACUGAGAUGAGUGCUCAGAUCUUCAUACUAUGAAGUUGACAAAUGGAGUAGCUGAAAAAGUUCCCUUUGUCUUUCUUGCAGUCUUUUCCUAAAAUAUGGAAACAACAUUAAUUUGUUAUUGUUAGAGACAGCGAAUGCAAACAUUUCUUUUAAAAUAGUGUUCAACAGAUAAGGCACAAUAAAUUUAAACUGAAGAGCUAAAUAACUGCACAUGAAGGCUGUAUUGCAUGUAAAGGUUAUAAAAAGAGAAUGGCAGCAACCCUGUCAUGUGAAAGAGAUCAUAGAAAUAAGUUUUCACCUUUACCAAGCUUGAUGUUUGAGAUGGAAUCUGUUAAAGAUUCUAUGUAUCUGAACAAUGUCAAAGCUUUCACUGGUGUUCUGAUUUACAAGUACCUCACACUAAUGUGUAUUCUGUGUCAGUUACAAAAUCUAUAUAUUUUUAAAAAUAUUGUAAAUGAUGUAUAUAUUGCUGACUUUAUGGUAGUAGGUUAAAUAUAUUGUUUUGGUGCUUGUUGUAACUGCAUAAUUGCAAUCUGUGUAUUUUAUUCUUAUCUUUAUUUUUCUGAAUAUAUUGAUAUCUUAUGUCGAUCUUAGUUCUAAGAAUUACGAGGCCGAUGUCAUCACUAACAUCGAAGUUGUCCGGUUCACGCUGCAGUAAACAUUGCUUAUCAGAGGUGUGCAAGGGUGAGGUGGUGGUCAGACUGGGUGCCAACUUUAAGGGGGGAGGCGGUGGUCAGACUGGGUGCCAACUUUAAGGGGGGAGGCGGUGGUCAGACUGGGUGCCAACUUUAAGGGGGGAGGCGGUGGUCAGACUGGGUGCCAACUUCAAGGGUGAGGCGGUAGUCAGACUGGGUGCCAACUUUAAGGGGGGAGGCGGUGGUCAGACUGGGUGCCAACUUUAAGGGGGGAGGCGGUGGUCAGACUGGGUGCCAACUUUAAGGGGGGAGGCGGUGGUCAGACUGGGUGCCAACUUCAAGGGUGGGGCGGUGGUCAGACUGGGUGCCAACUUCAAGGGUGGGGCGGUGGUCAGACUGGGUGCCAACUUCAAGGGUGAGGCGGUGGUCAGACUGGGUGCCAACUUCAAGGGGGAGGCGGUGGUCAGACUGGGUGCCAACUGCAAUAUUAUUUACAUGUGAAGAUAAAGUUGCAACUUACCCCUUUUGAAAGGUUAUCUGCCAGGCCUGUUGGCUACUCAAUCCGCUGCGGUGGCGCAACAUCUACCCUGAAAGGUGGCCUCUAUGCUUUAGGAAACCGCUAUCCUACCCUGGGCUUUCCUACUUUUACUCUAAGUGUGGCCUCUCUGUGCUAUACAGGCACCGCUAUCCUACCAUGGGCUUUACUCAUUUUACUCUCAAUGUAGCCUCUCUAUGCUAUACAGGCACCGCUAUCCUAUCCUGGGCUUUAUUCCAAUUGCAGAAAGCUGUGCCAGUAGGUAUGUGUAUAAUUAGAUGUUCAAAAGUGUUCAGUUCAGUAAAGUGGUUCUUUCCAACAUAUCAAAUCUUUGUUUUGAUUGCUAUUUUUUCAUAUUAUUAUAUAAUUAAAUUUUGAGCAUUAUGAGUUAAUUUAAAAAAACUACUUUUAUCAUAACUAUUUUAGAUUAUCUUAAGGAUAAUAAUUGACAAUUUCAUAACACAAAAUUCCACUCUUUAAAUUCCUUACUCGUCCAUGUAAUAUUUUUAUAAUUAAAUUAAAUUUAGAUUACCCCUGACCAGUUACAGUGGGAAGUUAACGUGUAUCUGGUUAGUCUGUAGCAUUUUCAAAAUCUUCCGUGUUUAUAUUUUUAUUCAAGUAUAUGUUUUUAGGAAUAAAAUGCAGAAAACACUUUAAUAAGUAUUUAUGAUUUCAAAGCAUUUUAAAGAUACAUGCCAAAUCUGAUAGGAAUAUAGUUUAGCUGUUUAAAUAAAAACUGCUGUUAUGUUUUUAUGAAUGAAUUAACUAUUUAUUCGAAAUUUUUCUGGAUGUUCGCUUUUUCAGGAAAUGUAUCCACAAACUUUUUAGUGCUCUAGCAAAUUGUAAUUGUGUUCUUCUUUGACUUUUCAAGUGUGCAGGUAAACUUAUGUUUUACAUUUAGACUUCCAACUUGGUAAAUUUAAAUAAUAGUUUUAUUUUACUUUAGGCGUGAUUGUUUACAUGUGUACCCUCGAUAAUGAAACAGAAUGCCGCCCUGGGUGCUAGAUAUCCUGGGCAUGCCACUGUUGUUUAUACAUUCAUGUUCUUGGAAUAUUUUGGCUCAGUCCCUUCAGCACAUCCAUACAGACUAGUGCUUAUUUUUGUCUGAAGAUGGAUCUCUACAGCGAGACCGAAAUAUUUCAAGAAUGUGAUUGUGUAAGUGAUGUUUAUAUAAGGUGUUAACUGGAAGAUUUUGAUGUUAAGAAGCCUCUAAUGUUGAUGUUUAAUAUUAGUAGAUAAUACCAUACUCUUUGAUUGUCAUCGAUGGUUGGUUUUUAAAAUUAUAUUGGUUUAAUGUUUUA